UUAAUACAUACGAUGAUAAAUAAUAAUACAAGUAAAUUCAUAAAUAAAUUAAUAUAGUUGCCAGAGCAGAUAGAGAGAGACAGGACAGCAAUUCUCUCUUUCUCUCUCUUCGUUAAACUUGCAUUCCUUUUGUGGUUACUUGGUAAUUGUAGUUUCAUUUUCUAUCGUUUAUUUGUCUUUCUAUUCCUAACAAAUUUCUUUCUCUUUCUAAUUUUCUCUCCUUUUCUUCUUCUCUUUUCCUUUGACAAUUAAAAAAAAAAAAAAUACAGCGUGAUAGAGUGAGUGGUUAGGGUUUAGAAAGUUGGUAAAGUGGGGGUGGGUUGAAGGAGUAGCCGAGAAGUACGUUUAGGAAAUUGAAAUUGAAGGAUCUGCAAACGACAUGGCCACCACGGAGUUGCAGAUGAGCCCUCAGUUGGAGCAGAUCCAUGGUGAAAUUCGCGAUAAUUUCCGUGCCCUUGCAAAUGGCUUCCAGAGGCUGGAUAAGAUUAAAGAUUCCAAUAGGCAAAGCAAACAGCUGGAAGAGCUUACUGCCAAGAUGAGGGAAUGUAAAAGAUUAAUCAAGGAGUUUGAUCGUGAAAUUAAAGAUGAGGAAGGUAGAAAUCCUCCUGAACUGAAUAAGCAACUCAACGAUGAGAAGCAGUCUAUGAUCAAAGAACUGAAUUCCUACGUGGCAUUGAGGAAAACAUACAUGAAUACCCUUGGUAACAAGAAAAUUGAACUCUUUGAUAUGGGAGCUGGAGUCAGUGAACCUACGGCAGAUGAUAAUGUUAAAGUGGCAUCAUCUAUGUCAAAUCAAGAGCUCGUUGAUCAUGGGAUGAAGACAAUGGAUGAGACUGAUCAGGCCAUUGAACGCACAAAAAAGGUUGUUGAACAAACAAUUGACGUAGGAACUCAAACUGCUGUUACUCUAAAGGGCCAAACUGAACAAAUGGGCCGUAUUGUAAAUGAGCUCGAUACAAUUCAGUUCUCAAUUAAGAAAGCAUCCCAGCUGGUGAAGGAGAUUGGUAGGCAGGUGGCCACUGAUAAAUGCAUCAUGCUAUUUCUAUUUCUUAUCGUAUGUGGUGUUAUAGCGAUCAUAGUUGUGAAGAUUGUCAAUCCGAACAACAAAGAUAUAAGAGAUAUUCCGGGAUUGGCACCUCCAGCACCUUCAAGGAGAUUGUUAUAUCUAAGGGACCUGCAAUAAAAGAUGAUCAUUUCAAACAAGGGAGUGGAUUCCGUUUAUGCUUUGAGUGAGUUUUCAAAAUUUUUUUUUAAUCAUCGAUUCUUGACUGAGAUGUGCAUAUUCGGUUUGUGAUGUCUGUGUAAAUCAUGUGGGAGCAGUUAUUGAAUUAUUUUGAAUGAGAUGCCAUGUUUCUUUGGAUGAAAACUUUGAAGAUUGUUGUAGUGUUAGAAAUAACAAACUCAAGUCUGAAGUGAUUACAUAUAUGUAGAUGUCCUUUGAGGAGAUGUAUUCUAUUUUUAAAAGUAUACAUUUAUGAAUU
Molecule: messenger RNA, 1481 nt
Organism: Durio zibethinus
Lineage: Eukaryota; Viridiplantae; Streptophyta; Magnoliopsida; Malvales; Malvaceae
Source: RefSeq, a predicted model, not a curated record